Volvox carteri f. nagariensis is the source of this 1425-nucleotide messenger RNA. RefSeq lists its product as uncharacterized. NCBI's taxonomy places the organism in Eukaryota, Viridiplantae, Chlorophyta, Chlorophyceae, Chlamydomonadales, Volvocaceae. The record is from RefSeq and is a predicted model, not a curated record. The coding region runs from base 1 to 1425 and encodes 474 amino acids. The transcript is spliced from 7 exons.
AUGUCAACCUACUCAGAGGAUUCUGCGAGCUCAUUAGACGACUCCGAAGACCUUGACGAUAUCCCGCUGUCCGUCGCGCCGAAUGGGCGAUAUCCACAUGUUGAGCCUCCGUUGACAUCUAGAGGGCCACCACAAGGUUUCCCACGGCCUGGGACUGGCUUCAACCUGAAGCUGCCCAUCCCGAAGCCCGACGACUUGUCGUCGCCGGGCCCUGACUUGCCGCAACGGCUCCGCUCCGAGCCGGCCUGCCUUCCAGAAACAGCUCGCACAAGGCCGCAGCCGGGGCUAUCUCUGCCCAUAGGGGUUCCACGCGCCGCGUCAACGUCCUAUAAUGGUGCCGGGCCCAAGGACGAGCCGACGCCAAUCCUGGGCCGGCGCAAUUCCCUCAAACCCCCCAUGCUCAACCUCGUCAAUCCGGCCUCAGCUUCGCCAGUACCCAGCGGCGCACCCACACCCGGACUCAACGAGACAGGGGAGGCACCACCACGCCUCAACGCAUGGCCUCCCCCCGACGCCGCAGCGCGCCGCGCGCCGCUGCGCGUUGACCUGGUCUCCUCAGCUUUCGUACUCCAGGGACCUUUCCUCCACGACCACCGUACGGCGGUGACGCCGUCGUUGGCGCCGCCGCCGUUUGUAGGGGCCCCUGCCCCCACCGCCUCUGCCACCGCAGCAGCCCCCGCUGUCUCGUCCUCCUCCUCCUCCUCCGCCAUCAGCGAAUACAUCUUGCAACAGUGCAGCAGUCAACUGGGCAUUUCACCUUGCGAUCUGGAGUUUUUCGAGUUGCGGCCGCUGGAGGGCGGCAUCAUUCCGGAUUCAUGUGCCCGAGUGGGUGUCAUGAUUCGUGGAUCCUCCUUCUCAUUGUCCGCAUUGGAGGAUCUGCUGGCGAGAAGCAAACGAGCAGAAGCCAGACAACACGCGGAGAGGUUCUCAAAGCAGAACGAGGAGCUGGCGAUGCUGAAGGAGCGGGUUCGCGGGCUGGAGGCGACCAACCACCACCUCAAAGAGCAACUUCAGCGCAGCGACGAGCACCGGCAGCUGCUGGGCGCCACCAUCCGCACCAUUAAAAAGGAGUUCGAGGACUUCAAGAGCCGUGUGGUGGUGGAGGGGUCCCUGCUCGAUCAGCUGCCUUUGCACCAGCUCAAUUUGGGGCCACUAGCGACGGCAGUGAUGGGACAGGUCAAAAUCAAGGUCAAAAUCAAGGUCAAAAUCAAGGUCAAGGCCAUCAUCAGCAUCACCAGCAGCAGCAGCCGGCAGCCGCAGGGCAGCCGGGGGUGCGCGCCCGGAUACGUUGUUUAUAUCCGGGCGCUAAGGACGCUCACUUGGGGGCACAGCACCUCUCAGCACAUCGCAACACAGAUAACUGAGCAGCGGUCAGGGCCGCCAUUCGGCCACAUCGCCGACCCCCCUCCUGGAACUUCAUUAUAG